Lactuca saligna is the source of this 1844-nucleotide messenger RNA. The record is from the annotation of a GenBank genome assembly. Lineage: Eukaryota; Viridiplantae; Streptophyta; Magnoliopsida; Asterales; Asteraceae.
AAAAGAAAGAGCAGAGACGAGGUUUCGUGACACGUACGAAGAAAUGAGAAAGAGUGCAGUUCUAGAGAACUCCCCCUAGUAUAUAUCUCCAACUUCUGAAGGAGUCAAGGAUUUGCUUCGUCAGAAAACCCCGAUCCCUCAAAAAUCUUCGCAUCUUUCCAUCUGUCCACUACAUCAGACGAUCCAAGAAUUCACCUGAAAAUUGUAGCUAGGGAAAAAAAAAAGUUCAGGUAAAGAUGGUUACGUCGUCGGUGGUGAAUACGUAUCCACUGUCGAGCUACACCUUCGGCACUAAGGAGCCGAAGAUGGAGAAGGACACUUCCGUCGCUGACCGCCUGGCUCGUAUGAAACUCAACUAUAUGAAGGAAGGCAUGAGGACUAGCGUUGAAGGAAUCUUGCUGGUCUUUCCAUCUUUUCUUCAAUACACUUUCACUGUUUGUAAUAUCAUAAUUAAUUUUAACUUGCAAGCCCCAAGCCUGUUUGGUGGUGCAAAGUUAUAUAUCUUGAGUUUGAAAAAAGGAUACAAUCUUUGGUGCUACUUCAUGGUACAGGAGCAUAAUCAUCCUCAUAUUCUGCUUUUGCAAAUUGGGAACACAUUCUGCAAACUACCUGGUGGUCGUUUGAAACCAGGAGAAAACGAAACCGAGGGGUUGAAAAGGAAACUGUGUAGCAAACUUGCAGCUAAUUCCACUGGACUUCAGCCUGAUUGGCAGAUAGGAGAGUGUGUGGCUGUGUGGUGGAGGCCUAAUUUUGAGACCAUAAUGUACCCGUAUUGCCCUCCACACAUAACCAAACCCAAGGAGUGUAAGAAACUUUUCCUUGUUCACUUGUCAGAAAGAGAGUACUUUGCAGUGCCAAAAAAUUUAAAACUUCUUGCUGUUCCAUUGUUUGAGCUUUAUGACAACGUUCAGAGAUAUGGACCUGUCAUAUCCACCAUCCCGCAACAGCUGUCAAGAUUUCAAUUUAACAUGAAUUACUGUAACUUUUUACGUAUUCAUGUGUUGCUUGUGAGGUUAUUAGAGAAGACAAAGGUAAAGCACAAGCAUAAGAGAGGGUUAUGGUCACCUGAUGAAGAUCAGAAGCUCAGAGAUUACAUCAUAAACCAUGGUAUUACCUGCUGGACUUCUGUCCCCAUUCAUGCUGGUUUGCAAAGGAAUGGAAAGAGCUGCAGAUUGAGAUGGAUUAAUUAUCUAAGGCCUGGAUUAAAGCGAGGAACAUUCACAUCACACGAGGAGAAUAUCAUUUUCUCUCUUCAUGCCAUGCUAGGCAAUAAGUGGUCUCAGAUGUCACAGCAUUUGCCUGGAAGGACUGAUAACGAGAUAAAGAACCACUGGCAUUCUCAUAUGAAGAAAAAAGCAGUAAACUUUGAAAACAUGAAAUCUCAUCAACAAACCCCAUCUUCUUCCAGCUAUACAAGAACAGAUUCAAGUCUUGAAUCAUCAGAAGCAGAUGCUUGCAGAAAUCUACCCAAGAUUCUAUUUGCUGAAUGGCUAUCUCUCCAACACUUUCAUAAGUUUGACACUUCAGGAAUGGAAGACAUGAGUAGUUGUACUUUUGGUUCUCAAAAAACAAUCACAAAUGGUGCACUACUGAAUGAAGGAUCUGGCAUUCAACAAGUAGGAUCAACCUAUGGUUUUGUGGAUUCCAUGGAUCAUUUGCAAUUGAAAUAUGAGCAUCAAUAUGAAGAAAGUGAUUUCUUUGAUUUAAUCUCUCAAGUUAAUAUUUCUCAAAACUUCAACAGCAGUGAUGUAACAUUGUAUAGUUGUAACUAAUUGUAGCUAGAUUGUCUGUCUUUUGUUCCCCCAUGCUGUAACUUUGUGUGCUUCCACAUAAAUAAAUUUCAG